This is a messenger RNA of Felis catus (domestic cat), 642 nucleotides long. It is a transcript of the gene IL17A, whose product is annotated as interleukin 17A. The transcript is spliced from 3 exons. Gene Ontology annotation, molecular function: cytokine activity. Gene Ontology annotation, biological process: inflammatory response. The coding region runs from base 109 to 576 and encodes 155 amino acids. NCBI's taxonomy places the organism in Eukaryota, Metazoa, Chordata, Mammalia, Carnivora, Felidae. Gene Ontology annotation, cellular component: extracellular region. The record is from RefSeq and is a predicted model, not a curated record.
ACCACAGAGGAGCAAAGUCCUAUAAAAAGGGAGAAGCUCGCGCUACAUUUUGUCCAUCUCCCAGCAGGCACAAUCUCAUCCUUCUCCAGCUAGGUGGAAGAAACUACAAUGGCUCCUGGGACAACUUCAUCCAUGUUCCCAUCACUGCUGCUGCUGCUCUGUCUGAUGGCUAUAGUGAGGACAGGAAUAGCAUUCCCACAAAAUCCAGGAUGCCCAACUACCGAGGACAAGAAUUUUCCUCAGCAUGUGAAGGUCAACGUGAAUAUUCUUAACGGGAAUAAAAGUUCCAGAAGGCCCUUGGAUUACUACCGCCGAUCCACUUCACCAUGGAGCCUGCACCGGAAUGAGGACCCUGAGAGAUACCCUUCUGUGAUCUGGGAGGCCAAGUGCCUCCACUGGGGCUGUGUCAAUACUGAAGGGAAGGAAGACCACCACAUGAACUCCGUCCCCAUCCAGCAGGAGAUCUUGGUUCUGCGAAGGGAGUCUCGGCACUGUCCCCACUCCUUCCGGCUGGAGAAGAUGCUGGUGACUGUGGGCUGCACCUGUGUCACCCCCAUUGUUCGCCACGUGGUAUAAGAGUUUCCUGUCUAGCCCCAGCUCCCAGACUAGUUAGGCUUUCUGGGGAGUAGACCCAGCCCCAUU